AUGUACAAGCGUUUACAUUUGCUGCUAAGCACAUUGCUGCUGCUCGCUACCGGUGUUGAGCAGACACAGUGCAACGAUUAUAAUGAAACGUUUCUGGAGAAAACUUUCCAUUAUAUUGAAUAUGUACUGAAUGAACCAUUGGUGCGUGCGACCGAGGAGUGUGAAGAUGACACUACUGGUACAGCGUUGGAUGAGUUUCCUGAGUAUUUUACAUUGGAGCAGCUGCGUCAAGGUUGGGUCGUGCUGCACGUCUUCGCCGCUGUUUAUUUCUUCAUCCUGCUCGCCAUCAUUUGCAAUGACUAUUUCCUGCCCACCGUCGAGUGCAUUUGUGAAGAUUUGAAUUUAUCCAAAGAUGUCGCUGCUGCUACGUUCAUGGCCACUGCUACCUCAAUGCCCGAAUUCUUUACGAAUACGAUUAGUACGCUAAUCACAGAUUCAGACAUGGGUUUGGGCACGAUUAUCGGCUCGUUGAUGUUCAAUACAUUGGGCGUGGCUGGUUUGGCGGCAAUGUGUAUAAAUAAGCCCGUACAACUCGAUUGGUGGCCAAUAGCACGCGACUGUGUCAUCUAUAGCUUUAAUACCAUUGUACUCGUUGUACUCGCCUGGGGCGGCUAUGUCAGCUUCGCCGAAUCCUGCAUUAUGAUGGGUUUCCUCUUAUUCUAUUAUAUUCUUACGUUUAAUAACAACAAAUUUAUGCCUGCCAUACGAGUUUUUGUCGAGGAUAAGCUGAAUUGUUGCAUAUCAAAGAGAUAUGAUUUCACCGAGCCACCAGAGAAUAGUGCAAAGGCGCGUCUGCCACUCAAAAAGGAUCCGCUGGGCGGUGAUGGUCUAUUUGUGAUAAAUUUACCUGAUAAUACCUCGACGAUGUCGUCUACUGCGAAUUUGACGCAUUCGAAAAGCUGGAACAGCGACGAAAGCGAUGACGUACCCCCACCGCCACGCAAACUUUUCUCCCUGCCACAUGGAGAGACGACAUUCAGAAAACUUUGGUGGGCCUUCGUAUUUCCCAUCAGAUUUACACUCACCUUUGUCAUACCCGACCCAGCGCUGCAUCGUCGCCUCUACCCGUUCUCCUUUGUUAUGUGCAUCAUUGCAAUUGGUCUGAAUGCUUACUUGAUUGUGUGGAUGUUAACAGCAUUUGGUGUCGCCAUAAGUGUACCUGAAAUUGUUAUGGGUCUCACCUUCCUAGCGGCUGGUUCAACUAUGCCUGAAGCGGUUUCCAGUUUGAUUUCCCUACGAAAUGGUGAAAGCGGCAUUGGUGUCUCCAAUUCGCUGGGCGCCAACUCACUUGCCAUACUCCUUUCGCUGGGCGUGCCAUGGUUCAUUAAGAAUUGCAUGAAUUAUGGCAAAACAGAUGGCAGUGCUAUGAUUAAAAUUGCCGCGCAAGGUAUUGAGUAUAAUAUACUCAUUUUGCUGCUCUGUACAAUUGCGCUUUUCAUCGUUUUGAGCUUUAGCGGCUAUCGCCUAACCAAGCGCGCAGGCAUAGCGUUGUUCUCCAUUUAUGCAAUCUUCAUAGUGCUGCAGAUUUUGAUCGAGAUGAAUGUAUUCUUCCCGAAGCAGUGCUGAGGCCAGGACACAAGGGAAUUACUUGAGAAAGGGAAGAAAAAAAGUGUAGCGAAACAGAAAGCAGAUAUUUUUUUUAAUUUGUACUUUAAAAAAUUUUGAGAAGAAAGCGAGCUAAUUAAGACUGUUUAGUGUUGUAAGUGCGAGAAAAUACCAAAACUUAUUUAAUGACAAAGCGUGAAGCCAAAUUUAGUUGUUCAAUUUUUAAGUUAUGUUAAUUUUUAAGUUGAGAAAAAAAAAUUAAAGAAAAUAAUUGUUAAGUAUAAAAAUAUUAAAUAUUAUGCUAACACGAGCGUGUAAAUAUAAACAACGAUUUUAUUAGUGAAUUACAUUGUUAAUAUCUGUAAGUAUGUACAUAAUUACAUAUUUAUAUUUUUCAAUUCAAAAGUUAGCCAAAAAAUUCGUGGUACUUAUACUAUUUUUACUUGUUUAAUUUGUGCCACAAAUCAAUAGGUAAGGUAAAAAAUUUAAAAAAUUGUUAUCAAGUGCAAUAAAAAGGCUAUUAAAAAUUUUGC
Molecule: messenger RNA, 2078 nt
Organism: Rhagoletis pomonella (apple maggot)
Lineage: Eukaryota; Metazoa; Arthropoda; Insecta; Diptera; Tephritidae
Product: sodium/potassium/calcium exchanger 4
Exons: 8
Coding region: 1-1566 (521 amino acids)
Biological process (GO): intracellular calcium ion homeostasis; calcium ion transmembrane transport
Cellular component (GO): membrane
Molecular function (GO): calcium channel activity; calcium, potassium:sodium antiporter activity
Source: RefSeq, a predicted model, not a curated record